This is a messenger RNA of Austrofundulus limnaeus, 4934 nucleotides long. It is a transcript of the gene plekho1a, whose product is annotated as pleckstrin homology domain containing, family O member 1a. NCBI's taxonomy places the organism in Eukaryota, Metazoa, Chordata, Actinopteri, Cyprinodontiformes, Rivulidae. Gene Ontology annotation, cellular component: muscle cell projection membrane; ruffle membrane. The record is from RefSeq and is a predicted model, not a curated record. Gene Ontology annotation, biological process: regulation of myoblast fusion.
UCAGACAACAGCCGCGGCGCUGAGGGGAAAACAGAGGAUUCCGGCGUGGACCGAGCCGGGACUCAGCCAGCGACACCGAAACCAGCGUUUUACCGGGACCGGAGCUUCCGGUGCUCAGCUCCCACCGGGCCGAACCUCCCUCCCCGCCGCCGCCGCCGACGGUGUGAUUGUUCGGAGUGAAGAGGAGGGAGGAUGAAGAAAAGCAACCAAAGCAGACGGGGCGUUCAGGACUCCGGCCCGCUCGGCGUCCAGCAGCCGGAGAAGGCGGGUUGGAUCCGGAAGUUCUGCGGUCGAGGGAUUUUCAGAGAGCUCUGGAGGAGCCGCUACGUGGUUCUGAAAGGAGAACAUCUCUUCAUCUCGGACAAGGAGGUGAAGGAUGAACGUAAAGCGCAGGAAGUGUUUGACCUGGCUGACUACGAGCGUUCAGAGGAGCUGAGGAAGGCGAAGAGUCGCAGCAAGAAGAACCACAGCCGCUUCACCGUGCUGCGCUGCAGACAUCGAGGAAACCCUGUUCCUAACCUGGUGUUUCUGGCUGUGAGUCCUGAGGAGAAGGAGUCAUGGAUCAACGCCCUGAACGUGGCCAUCAUCAAGGCCAAGAACAGAGUCUUAGAUGUGGUGACAAUCGAGGAGGACAGCGCUUUGGCUCAUCCCACCAGAGAUCGAGCAAAAAUCCCUCACAGCCGCCGGCUUCCGACCAAAGGACACCUCAUGGCCGUGGCGUCUACCUCCUCCCACGGCAUGCUGACCCUCGACCUGGUCGCAGAGGAGGACGGCUUCUCCCUGGACUACGACGACGACCCGCAGGACUCCUGGGAGAACAGCUUCCGGGUCGACCUGGAGAAGGAGGGAGGUCGGCAGCGGGCCGGCACCGACGUGUCGAAGCUGCGGGCGACGCCCCAAGAACCCAAGGUGAAGACGAGCAGUUUGCCCAGGGGGAGCGAGCGGUCCUGGGGCAAGCACCUGGAAGUCUCUAAAGUCCACAAGAACCAGCAGCAGGUCUUCAGGAUCUCCGAGGAGCAGGAGCAGCGACUCUCCUCGCCUCCGGGGAAAAGACUCUCCCCGUCUGAGAGGGAGAGAGUCUCCUCGAUCCAAAGCCAAGAAGAACCGGUCCAAAGGGGCGGACUCUCCUCGCUCCAGAGGCUCCCACUCACCAGCAGCUAAAACCGCAGACUCUCCUCAGCUGAAAGCUUCACCUCCACCCACCUGUUCUCCUCCAUCAAAGAGCUCGGACGCCGUCCGCUCACCAAAACUGAAGGGGUCGUCCAGCGCCUUGUCCAACAAACAGGACGACUCCUCUGCUCAGGAGACCUCAGAAAGUCCCCCGUGUCCCAAAGGAUCCAGCUCCUCUCAGGUUAAAGGGUCGGACUCAUUGCACUGCAGCAGAUCAGACUCCCCUCUCYUGGGGAGCGUCAAGGAGUCUCACCAGAGUCGGAGUUCCCCCAAAAUAUCCGGAUCCCCCGAUCCCUCGCAGCCGAAGUCCCCCGACAAACACCCGCCCGCCUCGCAGCCGUCGGAGGAAGAGGUGGAGCGGCGGCGCGCCCAGGCCGAGCGCCUCCUGGAGGAGGCCGUGUCGUCGUGGAAGGAAGCCCAGGAGGUCCUGCAGGAGGUGAAGGAGCUGCAGAGCCAGACGCUGCGGCGGCAGCGCAGGAGGACCUACGAGAAGAUGACGACGUCGGCGACCGCGGCCACGCUGGCCACCGCCGCCGCGGCGGAGGACGACGACACGCCGGCCUCGCCCACGUCCCCCGAGGACGACGACGGCUCCGAGACGCCUUGACGAAGAUUUUGUUCCACUCGACUCUCUGCGCUGUUCUUGGAUUUUCUCAGUAGAGGUAGCAACGCUUCCCAAGUUAUGCAGAAAACAGGAUUGAUUUACAAACUUAAUCCUGAAAAAGUUGUGUAAAAUGUGAAUUAAAAACAGAAUAUAAUGAUUUAUAAAUCUAAUAAAUCCUCGUUUUAUUCAUAAUGGAACAUUAUAAACAUCAAACGUACCCUUUUUUAAUGGUUCAAAAUCUAAUUUAAUAUGUUUACUGUUCCUCUGGUAAUAAAAUAUGCAUUUAUGAGAUUUAUAAACAUUUUAAUUUAGUUUUUAUAAACAUUUUACACAACUUUUUCAGCAACGUGAUUUGAAAGUUUUUAAUUCCACUUUGGAAACGAUUUUGAUCUUUUAAUCCAGGGAUGAUAGGAUGACCUCCCUCCCCUCAGCAAAUGGUGGAUUAUUUUGAAACCAGCGAUACGUUUCUUUCCAGGAGGUUUAACGACUUUAAUCCUCCACAGUGCACUACGCUCCCACCAGGCAGAGACCCUCCUCGCUCGCGCUGCCUGUUUAUCCCGGGACGCCUCCCUCCGUGGCAGAUGUGUCACGUUUAAUUUAAGAAAACACAGUUUUAAAACGAGAGGCUCUCCCCUUCUUCUUCUUCUCCUCCUCCUCCAGCGAUGCUGCACGCUUUUCUUCUUCGUCUCUUUUUACAGAAAGUGAAGCCAAAAACUUUCGACUGCUUAAAAAAAAAGAUGUCAAUGUUUAUACGAUGAAAAAAACUUCUGAUUUUGAUAAAUAACAAAGUCACUGAAGAGCACUACGUUUUCCUAAGCACAAACGUUGGACUUUGCUGCAAAUUUAAACCUCUUUAAAAGUUAAAAGGCACGAAAAACGGACUUCCAACUUUAAUGAUUUGUUUUGCCUUUUUUCUGGCAUUUCUUUUAAAUUGCUUGACCUCGAUUUCAGCUGUGGCUUUAUAAAUGUAGAGAACACGUCCUAAAAUGUCUUUCCAGCUAAUAUUUAUACAAUCACAAAAAAAAAAAUCAGGGAGUUUAAAGUUGAUGAGCAGAGAGGAAGCAAUAAUGAACCAGUUUUAAUCGUUUCUUAAUUUGUGGUUGAGACUGAACAACAGACCAGCUCCGAGCUGUAAACUCUGCACUAUGAACUGAUUUUUAGUGUCACGUCAUCUUGUUUUUACUGUGUGGGGAAACAUUAUUUUUAUUUUCAAAGCUGAAACAUGGGGAUUUUAUUUGCACAGCAGUAAAUCUGACAAAUGCUGGAUWUAAAACCACAAUGCAUUAAAAAAAAAUGCACGAAAAUAAUAAAUUAUUAGGGAUGUUGUCAAAAUAACGUGUUACAGAUCAAACAAAGUUUAAACAUGACUUUGUUGCUGCAGACGUGAAGCAGGUGGUGAAAUGUAGGUUUCACGGACCUGAGUAACAGAAUUACUCGUGCUGCAGAUGGGUCGCUGACAAAAUUUGGCACCCAUGAGUGAUUUAUUGUGUCGCACGCCGGAGACUGGAGAUGUGUAACAGGCAGAAAAUGACUGACGGUGAUAAAAUUUACACACAUCAGCUGGAGCUGUAAGGCUUUGUGUGUGUGUUUGCAUGUUUCCAUAGAGCUGCUAAAACAAACAUCAGGAUUUGCUCAGUUGUGUUGAAACGUAUAAUUCACUUCACCUGAGAGGGUUUUGAUUCUCGUAGCUGCUGGGUGCUAGCAACAUUUUAAAGGUCCAGUUUGUCGCAUGUGGUGACAUCUAGUGGCCCAAAUGCAAACUGCAACGAGGGGCGGGCCUUUUAAGCAAAAAACCGCUSUUCGAAUUUGUGCGUAAUAAUGUUUUUAUUUAGAAAAUUAUCUUUUGCUCAUGCAGGGCUAAUAGCACAACAAAAGAGCGCCAAUCCCAGCUGCUGCUUGCUUUUAAAAAGGCUCGGUUCUUCUGCGGUUUGGUCGUUCUUCUACACAACACAGCUCGUUUGCUCUGAAACCAAAGCUUUUUGAAUCCAGGUCUAAGUAGAGUUUACGUGAGAAGAUGAACAACAGACCGUUUGUGCCACUCACACACAUUGGUUCAAGCGAAGGCUCGCGUUUUCAGCAUUUUGGAUGUAGCGGUUUAAAUUCUGUUUGUGUUGAAAUACAAAACUCACAGCGCCAACUAGUGGCCUGGCGUGGAAACUACAGCAGGUUUAAGCACAACGUUACAAUACACUACGGCUGAGCUCACGCCAUGGCUUCCACUUAAUAAUUCUUUCAAAAUAAACUACCGUCUGUAGCACAAACAACGCUCUGAGUUGUGGUAGGUGUGUAGAAUAAAACACAACUUGAUGGUUUGUCGAACUUUGGGUAGUUACACAUUAAAUUAAUGAGGAAGAUUUUACAUAUUAUAAUGCAACAUAACACUUUUUAGGACAAAGAUAGGAUCAUUAAAUCGCAUUCCAGCCACAUGUUUUACUUAAAUAUUACAUGAUUGACCCUUAAGCUUGUUUUUAUCGAGCAGAAAAUAGUUUUUUCCCCCAGAAUUUUGUAACUUUUUAUUAGUAAACACAGAGGAAUGUGAUAUUUUCAUGAAAUUACAUCAGCUCAAAGCAAAUGUUUGCAGUGUUAGAGAUGCAAAUGGUUCUCACAGAAACCAAUAGACUCACUAAACUGAAAUAUUCUUCUUUUCACAACUUAAAAUAAAAAUAUUCUGAUGUUUUAGGGUCAUGAAAAAGUAAACCAGCUUCGUUAAAAGUCACAUUUUGUAACAUAAAACAUUUACUCUGGUGUCGCCACAUUUGAACGUUUCUUUUUAUUUUCGUUUGUUUGGAUGUUUUUGCACAUUUUGUCAUGAAUAAUGAGAGCAUGAACAAGAAACUACUAACACUGGAAGAGCUAAAUCACACUCUUUGUACUGUGAGGUUAUGGGAGGAUUUGUAAUUUAUUUUAUCGUUUGUUCACAUUUAAAAAGAAAAACAAAGCUUUUUGCAAGCAGAAUCCAAUGCUGUAUUCACUGUCACUAUAUAAAAACUGUUAUUUUACGUUUGGAUUCUCUGUGUUGGUGUUUUGAAAUGCAUUGUGUGUACACAGAAACGGUUCGUUUUAUUAAUGCGUGGAUGUUCCACGGCUCGUGGAAAGAUUGAUUUAAUUUUGAUUUGAUUUAUUUAUUUAUCAGGAAAAGGUUAUUAAAAAUCAAGCCUGA